AUGACAUCUGCACCUUUUCGAGUAAAAGUUAUUCCUGCGCCACCAACUAACCACUUGUUCAUUCUUGAUGUUGACCACAGUUCUGAACGAUUAGCGAAAGAUCCGGACAUUUUAUGCGCAUUUGCGGAAAAGUUGGCUAAUUCAUUAGGGGAUCGAUUUCCAAAAAAUUUGGUUAUUAGGAAAAUUGAGGCUAUUGAUAGUGUAAGGCGUCAGUCCCGUGUAAUUUUUUCUAAUGCUUCUUUGUCAUACAAAUAUUGUCAAAAAAAAGCAAUUGAUGCAAUUAAGCAUCUUAUGCUAACUAGAAGACGAGAUCGUAUCCGAGCCGAAUUUGUUCGAGCAAUGGAUAGUCGAUUUCAUGUGAGGAAUGUGAAAUUAGAAUUCCGAGGGUCUUGUAUGAAAGAAUCGCCAACAUCUCGUCUUCCAGCAAAUGUUUCGUUAUCCACAACCACCGUUACUCCGGAUCAUGAUGGUUCAUCUGUUCAACUGUGGUUGCCAAUUGCCCUUAUUGCAUUCCUUAAAUUUUUCUUGGCUACAUUGGCAUUAGUUUGCUGUUUGAUAAGACGAAAGAAAGCAAAAGCAGUUCAAUCAGAGUACAUUUCGAAAGGUUUGCCAGUGGUAUUUCCAGAAGAAAUCCCACAAGAAGAUGAAACAGCAACAGUAUCGACACCAAUGUUGGUUAAGGAAGAACGUCCACCGUUAAUUAUUUCUCAGCACGAGAAUCCUCUUUACAAACCACCUCCUCCGCUUUCUACUGCAUCAAGCCCGCGACCUCGAAAUGCAUUCACGAAUCAGAGACAACCUCCACCUUAUGUUCCACCAUAA
Molecule: messenger RNA, 822 nt
Organism: Cercopithifilaria johnstoni
Lineage: Eukaryota; Metazoa; Nematoda; Chromadorea; Rhabditida; Onchocercidae
Source: the annotation of a GenBank genome assembly